This is a messenger RNA of Aspergillus clavatus NRRL 1, 948 nucleotides long. RefSeq lists its product as uncharacterized. The transcript has 4 exons. The record is from RefSeq and is a predicted model, not a curated record. Lineage: Eukaryota; Fungi; Ascomycota; Eurotiomycetes; Eurotiales; Aspergillaceae. The coding region runs from base 1 to 948 and encodes 315 amino acids. Gene Ontology annotation, molecular function: arylformamidase activity.
AUGACACCUCAACCCAACUCUCGUCCCGCAUUCGACAAUCUAACCAUUGACCCUUCGGGGCCCUCAGGCAACGCAUGGGGUUUGUUCGGUGCCAGCAACGAACUUGGUAUGUUAAACCUGCUCACUCCCGAGAGCGUGCAUAGAGCAGCAUCGGAGGAGAUCCGAGAGGGAGUCAGGUUUUCACUUGAUCUACCGCUUGAUCGAAUCAAGAACCCGAGUUUUGGGCGCAAGCCGUUCGCGCGGGAAUUGGUGAACAAGGGACCACGUAUUGUGAAUGAUGAUAUCCUCAGGUUCAAUACACAGUGUAGAAACCAUACGCACAAGUGCUACUUCAACGGUCAUUCACUGGAGGAGUUGAAGAUAUCCUCUGUCAUUGGUAUCGAUGCAUGGGUAAAGCACGGUGGCAUCGUUGGCCGCGGCGUCCUCAUCGACUACGCCUCAUGGGCCACGACGAACUCCGUCACCCUCAGCCCUUUUACCACGAGUAAAAUCUCCUUAUCAUCGAUCCAGCAAAUCAUUGCAGAGAAGAAGAUUCACUUCCGUCCCGGCGACAUCCUCUUCCUCCGCACAGGCUUCACAGCUGCCUACGACCAGCUCUCCGCUGAGGAAGAACUCGCCAUCGCACAGCGCGAAACCCCGCAGUUUGCGGGCCUGGAGGCCGGCGAGGCAACGCUGCGUUGGUUGUGGGAGAACCAGUUCGCAGCGGUUGCCAGUGACUCGCCCAGUUUCGAGCCGGCGCCUAUUGCAGGGCCUGACGGGCCAGCUGAGUUCCAAUUGCACCAGUGGCUGUUGGCUGGUUGGGGGAUGCCGAUUGGGGAGUAUUUCGAUCUGGAAGGGGUUGCUGAGCACUGUAGGAAGACGAAUCGGUGGUCUUUUUUCCUUUCGAGUGUGCCUCUGAAUGUCCCUGGGGGUGCUGCGAGUCCCCCUAAUGCGGUGGCAAUAUUUUGA